AUGGCAUGUCUAAGAUGCUACCGCAAUCUUCUCCUUGUCCUCUUACUAUGCACGUUAAUUUGCCUACUUAUCAUUACUUCAGAUGCAGAUUCAAGCUGGCCUUCAGCUGAUCAUAAGACGUACAAGGCUGCUACAGAAGAAGCUACAGCUCGUAAGAGAUACAAGGAUGCACAGAACUGGCUAAACCAUGGAGGAGAUUUAUACAAUAGAAGAUAUGCUAACAAGGAGACCAAGAUAAGUCCUGAAAGUGUUUCCAGGCUAAGUUUGAAUUGGGAAUUCUAUGCUGGAAAGGAUAUAUCAGCGACACCAGCAAUUUUCCAGGGUACCCUUUAUUUCCCAAGCUGGAAUGGAUACAUCUACGCAGUUAAAGCAUGUGAUAGAUCUCUUAUUUGGAAGCAGAACUUGGAGAACCUAACUGGGAUUGUUGUUACAAGUGCUUUCGCCUCUCUUAACAUCUACUCUUCUGUCUCAAGGUCAACCCCUACAAUAGCUGGUAAUCUACUCAUCUUUGGGCUUUAUUGGCCUGGUGUUAUUAUUGCUGUCAAGAGAUCAACAGGGAAGCUUGUAUGGAUUACUCGGAUUGAAAGCCAUUUGACCAGCGUCAUCACCAUGUCUGGAACUUAUCACGAAGGGAGCUACUACAUUGGUGCAUCUUCACUAGAGGAAGGUGCAACAAUCGACCAAUGCUGUACUUUCCGAGGAAGCCUUGUCAAAUUAGACAGCAAAACUGGUAAAAUCCUAUGGAAAACCUAUAUGUUGCCCGACAAUUUCAACAAAACUGGAGGUUAUGCCGGAGCUGCUAUCUGGGGAAGCAGCCCAUCCAUUGACAGACAUAGGAACCUUGUUUUUGUUGCCACUGGUAACUUAUAUUCUGUACCACUUAACGUGAGCCAAUGCCAGGAUAAGGAAAAUAAUCAGACAACACCUAAACAUCCCGAUGAGUGUUUGGACCCUGAUAGCCAUGCAGAAUCGAUGUUAGCACUUGAUUUAGACUCUGGCAAGAUCAAAUGGUACCGUCAGCUAGGGGGUUAUGAUGUAUGGUUUGCAGCAUGCAGCGUUAUAAAUUUUACAUCUCCGGACUGUCCAAUACCAGGACCAAAUCCAGAUGCCGAUUUCGGAGAGGCACCAAUGAUGCUAAGUAUACACCUCAAUGGAACAAAGAAAGACAUUGUCGUUGCUGUUCAGAAAAGUGGCUUUGCCUGGGCUUUGGAUCGUGAUAACGGCAGCCUAAUUUGGUCAAUGGAAGCUGGACCUGGUGGACUUGGAGGAGGGGGUACAUGGGGAUCGGCCACAGAUGGAAAGAGGGUAGUUUACACGAACAUUUACAACAGUGAUCGCAAGAACUUCACUCUGAAACCAUCUAAUGAGACCACAACUGCCGGUGGGUGGGUCGCACUCGAUGCUAGCAAUGGCCAGGUUCUAUGGUCUACCGCAGAUCCUAGCAAUGCCACUGCCCCUGGCCCAGUUAGCUUGGCUAAUGGUGUCCUAUUUGCUGGUUCCACAUUUCGAAAAGGACCCAUUUAUGCAAUUGAAGCAAAGACAGGAAAAGUCAUAUGGUCAUAUCAAACAGGAGCCACGGUGUAUGGUGGUGUUUCAGUCAGCAAUGGUUGCAUUUAUCUUGGUAAUGGAUAUAACGUUAGCCUCGGAGUUCUGAAUCCUUCAUUUACCUCAGGGACCUCACUCUUUGCAUUCUGUGUCUCCUGA
This is a messenger RNA of Dovyalis caffra, 1704 nucleotides long. The record is from the annotation of a GenBank genome assembly. NCBI's taxonomy places the organism in Eukaryota, Viridiplantae, Streptophyta, Magnoliopsida, Malpighiales, Salicaceae.